CCGCUUCAGUUAACUGAACUAAAACAGAUCCCUUUAUAUCGCUCCCUUCAGUUCUUCUAUCGCCCGUCGCUGCUUUUCCUUUCUUUAAAAGGAAGAUCCCGACUUUCUUCUUCUCGAUUCUCCAAAGAUGAGGUCGAACCUCCUUCUCCCAUCUUCUAUAAUUCCCGCAGACCCUAAAACCAUCUCUGCAAAACCUUCCUACACCGAAGCGGUUGGGUCCUGCCGGCAAUUCUUCCGUUCCGUGCGCGCAAUCGCGGCGCCGGAGCCGCCGUGGGUGGUUCCCUCGCCAGCGAGGCGUACUGCUUCUCAUGGAGGCCUCGAGCUCGUGUACAGCGGCCUUAAUUCCUCCUCCAAAGGCCGCAUCCCCAUUUCCCUCCGUCUUGUCCAGCUGCAGAAGAAGAGCCUUGCCAGACGCCGGCGACCGGAGGACCCUUCAGCUCUCGACCCAAUCAGCUGCGCCGUAUGGUCCCUUAUAUGUUUGCUUGAAGAGCUCCAUAAGUCGGCCGUAUAUGUCGCUGACGAGGCUGAUCAGGAUAGGGUUUUCUGGGAUUCGACGGAGCCGCUGGUUUGGCUUUUCCUCCGAGUCUUCUCCACAUCGCCCAACAUCCUCUCCGCAAUCCUCGGUCUGACUGCCAGCUUCGUCGCGCGAUCGGUGGAGAAAUCCGUUGUGGAGACGGUUUCGUCAGCGUUUGAUUUACAGAUGGGGACGGGGACUCCAACGUCGGAGGUGGCUGGGCAGUGGGUAGAUUCCGGUGGACCCGCGGCGGCCGGUGCCGUCGGUGAGUCAUUGGAGAUUGGAGAUUAUUGGAGCUGGGGGGAUAUAGGAAUUCUUGAUGAUUCAGUAAGGGUUGAGUCCGAUUCCCGGUGGCUAAAUUACAGACGUCGUCGAUCGCAUUACGAGUCGAUGAUUGUUCGCGAGAAGCAGCCGAAUUCGCUCAUCUUGUCCAACUAUGCGCAGUUCUUGUACCAGUUCGAAUGGGAUCUGGACAGGGCGCACGAGUACUUCAAGUUGGCUGUGCUGACCGAUCCGGUGGACGGAGAGGCAAUGAACAAAUACGCCAAUUUUCUGUGGCAAGAGCGAGGAGACUUGGCUGGCGCGGAGGAGAUGUUUUUGGAAGCAAUUGAGGCAGAUCCGACCAGCUCCUACCAUCAGAGCUCUUACGCAAAUUUUCUCUUACUAACAGGCGGGGAUGAGACUUGCUUCCCACUCGACUAUAGCGGUCUCGCCGGCGGUAGCCAAAUCAGCUGACUUUGUGAUAGGGAUCGGAAGAUUUAAAUAGUUUUGACUAGUAACUUCCAUUUGUAAAGUCAAGAAGGAAGUAAAAAAGAAGCCCUUAUUUGACAAGUUUUAGACUGCACAUUUAAUUUUCAGUAAAUAAAAUUUGCUCAGUAUUUCACAUUUUAA
Molecule: messenger RNA, 1405 nt
Organism: Dendrobium catenatum
Lineage: Eukaryota; Viridiplantae; Streptophyta; Magnoliopsida; Asparagales; Orchidaceae
Exons: 2
Coding region: 128-1249 (373 amino acids)
Molecular function (GO): protein binding
Source: RefSeq, a predicted model, not a curated record